Rhinolophus ferrumequinum (greater horseshoe bat) is the source of this 3144-nucleotide messenger RNA. It is a transcript of the gene PRDM13, whose product is annotated as PR/SET domain 13. Gene Ontology annotation, molecular function: protein binding. The record is from RefSeq and is a predicted model, not a curated record. Gene Ontology annotation, cellular component: nucleus. Lineage: Eukaryota; Metazoa; Chordata; Mammalia; Chiroptera; Rhinolophidae. The transcript has 4 exons. The coding region runs from base 203 to 2347 and encodes 714 amino acids.
ACUCCGCGCCCUUGCGCUAGCAGUGCCAAAAGGCGCCCGCCCUGAUUGAAAAGGCGCAGUGCAUGCCCGGCCGCGUCACUCCGCGGGCGGAGGACGCACGUCGGGGCGCGGCUCCCUGGCUCGCGCGCGACUGCGGCUCUGUCGCUCGCACCCUGCGGAGGACCCCGCGCGCCCAAGAGCCUGCCUGGCGGCGGCGGCAGCAAUGCACGGAGCCGCCCGCGGUCCAGCCACCAGCGUGAGCGCCGAUUGCUGUAUCCCGGCCGGCCUGCGCCUCGGGCCGGUGCCAGGAACCUUCAAGCUGGGCAAGUACCUGUCAGACCGCAGGGAACCCGGGCCCAAGAAAAAGGUGCGCAUGGUGAGAGGGGAGCUGGUGGACGAGUCGGGGGGCUCUCCUCUGGAGUGGAUAGGGUUAAUCCGGGCAGCCAGGAACCCCCAGGAACAGACUCUGGAAGCUAUUGCAGACUUACCCGGAGGACAGAUCUUCUAUCGAGCGCUGCGAGACGUCCAGCCAGGGGAGGAGCUGACCGUGUGGUAUUCCAACUCCUUGGCUCAGUGGUUUGACAUCCCCACAAUUGCAACUCCUACACACGACGAGAAAGGGGAGGAGCGCUACAUAUGCUGGUACUGCUGGAGGACGUUUAGAUACCCCAACAGCCUUAAGGCGCACCUACGUUUCCACUGCGUGCUCAGUAGCGGCGCGGGCCGCGCCUACCUGCACCAUGAGCACGCCGCUCGUCAGGGCGCUGUCCCGGUCGCGGAUGGCCUUCGCCUCUCUCCGAAACCCCAAGUGCCCGACUUCGCCGCGGCCGCCCGGGUGGGCACUUUGAGGCCCCAACCGCAGGCCCCGCCGCCUGUCCAGGCCUACGUAGCGAGGGAGAGCAUCAAGCGGGAGGCCUCGGCGCCAUCGGCCACCUCCCCGCCCCCGGCCAAGUGGGGGCCGUCCAAGAAGGGCAAGGAGCAGCCGGAACGCGCCCUGGAAAUAAGCGGGGCCUCCGGGGGACAAGGCCACUUCCUCGGCAUCGUGGGCAGCUCCCCAGCGGGGGGUGGCGGCUUGGCCUUCUACCCCGGCGUGCGCUCAGCUUUCAAGCCCGCCAGCUUGGCCAGGGCAGCUGCAGCCGCUCAUGGCGACCCCUACCGGGAGGAGGGCGGUGGCAAACCUGGGGCCGGCCUAGCCUUAGGCAGACUGCUGGGCGGAGGUCGGGCGGGUGGGCGCCCAGGCAGCGGGGAGAACCCGGCGGCGGGCGGCGCGGGCCACCACCAUCACCACCACGCGCACCACCACCACCACCACCACCACCACCACCCUAAGUGCCUGCUCGCGGGGGACCCGCCGCCGCCGCCUGGCCUGCCCUGCUCCGGGGCUCUGCGCGGCUUCCCUCUGCUCCCCGGUCCCGCGGAAGAGGCGUCCGCCUUCAAGCACGUGGAGCGCGCCCCGCCCGCCGCGGCCGCCUCUCUGCCCGGAGCGCGUUACGCGCAGCUGCCCCCGGCCAACGGGCUGCCCCUGGAGCGCUGCGCGCUGCCGGCCCUCGACGCAGGCGGGCUCAAAGCCUACCCCGGUGGCGAGUGCAGCCACCUGCCCGCCGUCAUGCCAGCCUUUACCGUCUACAACGGGGAGCUACUCUAUGGCUCACCGGCCGCCGCAGCUUAUUACCCGCUUAAAUUGCACUUCGGCGGGCUGCUCAAGUAUCCGGAGUCCAUCUCCUACUUCAGCGGGCCCGCGGCGGCGGCAGCGGCCGCUCUAAGCCCCGCCGAGCUGGGCUCUCUGGCUAGCAUCGACCGAGAGAUCGCCAUGCACACGCAGCAGCUCUCCGAGAUGGCGUCCGGGAAAGGUCGCGGCCGCCUGGACGCGGGGACGCUGCCACCCGGCGUCGUGGCUUCGGGUGGCGCGGGAGGUGGUGGCAGCGGCGGCGGCGGCGGGGGCAAGCCCAAGACGGGUCACUUGUGCCUCUACUGCGGCAAGCUGUACUCGCGCAAGUAUGGGCUCAAGAUCCACAUGCGGACGCACACCGGCUACAAGCCACUCAAGUGCAAAGUGUGCCUGAGGCCAUUCGGCGAUCCCAGCAAUCUCAACAAGCACAUCCGCCUGCACGCCGAGGGCAACACACCCUACCGCUGCGAGUUCUGCGGCAAGGUGCUAGUGCGCCGCCGAGACCUGGAGCGCCACGUCAAGUCCCGCCACCCCGGCCAGAACCUACUCGCCAAGGCGGGCGACAGUUCGGGCACGGAGCCUGACUACCCUCGGGAGCCUGGGGAGCCCAAGAGCGACAACGACAGCGACGUGGACGUCUGCUUCACGGACGACCAGAGCGACCCUGAGGCCGGGGGCAGCGGCCAGCGCGACUCUUAACGAAGGAAGGGGUGUAUGUGGGAGGUGUGGACAGAGAGAAGUAAGGGUUCUGUACUGGGAGAAGAGGAGCUCCUGAUGGUGAGAAGGACCUACUCGACCAAACCGUUUUUAUUUUGGUGGAGCUCCAGAUUUUGGAACAAUGAGAAGUACCAGGUCCGAUGCUGAAACUCAGAGCAAAGGCUUAGAGGUGGCUUAAAGAAACCUGGCCUCCUGAGCAGCCUUCGGGGAUGGCAUUCCCGCGCUCCAGGUCUCUGGACUCUGCGGAUGGGUUUCCCCACAAACGCCCAGACCGUCGGCUCUCCAGGUUUAGGAUCACGGAAUGUGAACUUCCCAGCGCCCUUGAGGGCGCCAAUUUCAACUGCCACGUAUUUUAAAAUUGUUCUUUUCUGUGGAGGAAAUUGUGCCUUUUAAAAUGAUGUUUUUGUGUGUGUAUUUUACAGUAGCAUUUCACCGCGUAGGCAAUACAGUAGUCACAGUUGGGUAGAUGUGGCAUCCAUAUACUUGUUUCCAUUUCAUCUGUUCUGUCAAAGACUAUGUCUUGCGGCAUUUAAUACAGUGGUAGCAGGUGUACGAAUUGGUCAAGUUGCAAUUAUUUAUAAGAGAAUAAUGACAAAUGUAAAAUAUCUAAAGCAUGAAUUUAAGAGCACGCAAUAUAUAAUUGUAAAGAAAAUGUCCUAUUUGGUAGAGUACAAAUGUGAUGUAUGUUGUUUUAUAAUGAAUGAUGUACAGUGGAUUCGGUAUUUUGGUCUUGGUUCCAGUUUGUGCAAUCUUUAAUAAAAGUAAAGAUACAAACGAGA